AUGACUCGGCAUGCAAAGAACAGAAAGAACAUAUCCAAGAAGCCUUCUCUCACACAUUUUCUCUGCAUUCCACUUGUAAACUCGCUUUCUCAGCCUCAAUUAGAAGCCAGUAUUGGAAAGUUCAAGGAACAUGUGUGUUCCACCGGUCCAGUUGAGGCUGGAGAAGGACCAUCGCCCAUGAUACCAGCAAAAGCAAUCCGACCCUUGGGUUCUUUACACUUGACCCUUGGAGUCAUGAGUCUAGAUGAGGAAAAGCUAGCCCAAGCUACUACCCUUCUCCAAUCUCUCCAUUUGAACAAGUUGCUCCAUGAAGCAUCCACCUGUACCGAACCACACAGCAUCACAAACGCCACUCAAGCGCCAGAUCAUGCACCUUCGAAUUCCUCGGAUACGAACCAAAACGUGUUACCCGACCUCCUCAACAACCCUCUAACCAUCUCCCUCGAAUCUCUUGAACCGAUGCAAUCCCCAUCCAAAACAAGUAUCCUUUACAUACGUCCCGAAGAUCCAACAAACCGCCUCCAAAUAUUAUGUCAAGCACUACGAAAAAAGCUCACAGACGCCGGAUUGUUGGUCCCGGACAUACGGCCGUUAAGACUGCAUGCUACGCUCGUGAACACAAUAUACGUCAAAGGACGGAAGAAGAGCAAGAAACAAAAGUCCGAAGUCAUAAAGCCUGAGCAAGACGAAAACAAUGCUACAGAGCCAGUAGACCAACCGCCCUCGAUGCAAAUCGCCGAGGAAGAGGACAAUAAGACAGAGGACCCAGAGAAAAAGGAAAGCGAAAACACCUUGCAAGCCAAUCAAGCUUCCUCAGGUCACGGCCCAUCAGCAAAGUCAUCUUUGUACAUCGACGCCACGUCCCUCAUCUCUACCUACGCAUCUCACAUCUGGGCUUCUGGGGUCCCUAUCACGAAGAUUGCCAUCUGUGAAAUGGGUGUCAAAAAGCAGCUUUCCUCGACCGGAGAAGUCAUUGGAGAAGCUUACAAGGAAGUGGCUGUCAGAGAGAUCUCGGAGGCAUGA
Aureobasidium uvarum is the source of this 1023-nucleotide messenger RNA. The record is from the annotation of a GenBank genome assembly. Lineage: Eukaryota; Fungi; Ascomycota; Dothideomycetes; Dothideales; Saccotheciaceae.